This is a messenger RNA of Ceratotherium simum simum (southern white rhinoceros), 1692 nucleotides long. It is a transcript of the gene ASIC5, whose product is annotated as acid sensing ion channel subunit family member 5. Gene Ontology annotation, molecular function: ligand-gated sodium channel activity. Gene Ontology annotation, biological process: sodium ion transmembrane transport. The record is from RefSeq and is a predicted model, not a curated record. Gene Ontology annotation, cellular component: plasma membrane. Lineage: Eukaryota; Metazoa; Chordata; Mammalia; Perissodactyla; Rhinocerotidae.
GGAUUAUAUCCCAAGGACUCCUGCUUACUGAAUUUGCAAAUGGAGCAUAUUGAGAAAUCAAAAGUAUAUGCUGAGAAAGGACUCUUGGAAAAGAUAAAGCUUUGCAUUUCAAAGAAACCACUGCCAUCGCCCACUGACCGAAAGAAGUUUGACCAUGAUUUUGCCAUCUCCACUUCCUUUCAUGGGGUACAUCACAUUGUUCGGAACCGGAGCAAAAUUCGCAAGGUGAUCUGGUUGGUGGUGGUCCUGGGCUCAGUUUUCCUCGUGGUAUGGCAGAUCUACAGUCGCUUGGUCAACUACUUCACAUGGCCAACCACGACAUCUAUAGAGGUUCAGUAUGUGGAAAAGAUAGAGUUCCCGGCUGUGACGUUUUGUAAUUUGAACAGGUUCCAAACAUAUGCUGUAGCCAAAUUUGGUGUUAUUUUUUCCUUAUGGACUGUUGUAUCCAAAGUCCUCCAUCUUCAAGAAAUCAGUGCCAAUUCCACUGGCUCUAAAAAGGCUAUUGAUUUUCUUGCAAGUCACCAAAACUUUAGCAUUGCAGAUUUUGUCAAGAAAAAUGGUUUUUAUCUCAACAACAGCACUUUGUUGGAUUGUGACUUUUAUGGAAAGCCAUGUGGCCCACAGGAUUUUGCACAUGUCUUCACUGAAUAUGGAAAUUGUUUCACUUUUAAUCAUGGUGAAAAUAUCCAAGCAAAGAGAGAAACGAGUGUCUCUGGAAGAGGCUUAAGCUUGCUCUUCAAUGUCAAUCAGGCAGAAUUCACUGAUGACCCAGCCCUUGGUUUUGUGGAUGCUGGGGUCAUCUUCGUUAUCCAUUCACCAAAGAAGGUGCCACAGUUCGAUGGUUUAGGCUUGUCGUCCCCUGUGGGAAUGCAUGCACGGGUAACAAUCCGCCAAGUGAAGACAGUUCAUCAAGAAUACCCUUGGGGAGAAUGCAACCCUAACAUCAAGCUGCAGAAUUUUAGUACCUACAGCUCUUCUGGUUGCUUGAAGGAAUGCAAAGCACGGCACGUGGAAAAACAAUGUGGAUGUUUACCUUUUCUGCUUCCUGGAAAUGGGAUAGAGUGUGACCUACGAAAGUUUUACAACUGCGUUUCUCCUACACUUGACCACAUUGAAGUUAAGGGAUUAUGUACAAUGGGAACACAUAAUUCUAGCUGCCCUGUUCCUUGUGAAGAAACAGGAUACCCUGCCACUAUUUCUUAUUCUACUUUUCCAAGUCUAACAGCUUUGAAAUAUCUUUCCAAGAAGUUGAAUCGAAGCCAGAAAUAUAUCAGGGAGAAUCUCGUGAACAUUGAUAUAAACUAUAGUGACUUAAACUAUAAGAUAACCCAGCAGCAAAAAGCAGUGAGUGUGUCUGAGUUACUUGCAGAUGUUGGUGGUCAAUUGGGCCUAUUUUGUGGGGCCAGUAUGAUUACAAUUAUAGAAAUUAUUGAAUAUAUAUUCACCAAUCUCUACUGGCUAUGCGUUUUGUUCUUGCUGAAGAUACCUGAAAUGACCCAGGGGCCUCCUCCACCUCAGAAUCAUCUCGGGAAUAAAAAUAGCAUAGAGGAAUGCUGAUGUUCACGGAGGACAAAAGCUUUGGCUUUUCUCUUCACGGCACCCUCAGAUUUAUUCGUGACUAACUCAUUGUUAUGUAACAUUAUGUUAUAGUUUUGGGGAUCCAAUACAAUCCAUUGUAGAUGUCUAUCUCUU